Messenger RNA from Bursaphelenchus xylophilus (pine wood nematode), 1781 nucleotides. The record is from the annotation of a GenBank genome assembly. NCBI's taxonomy places the organism in Eukaryota, Metazoa, Nematoda, Chromadorea, Rhabditida, Aphelenchoididae.
AUGAACCUGCUCCUUGUUGCUCUCUUGAUUCCUUGCUCGUCCGGCUAUAUCAACGACUUCUCCAUCAACAUCACAUACCCUGGAAUUGAAGACGAAGACAAUACUCGUGUAUUCCUAGUUGAUACGUUUGGCACGGAUGACUUCAUCUGGCACGCCGAUGAGUAUUCCAAAUUGGUUGGUGCUGAGCGAACCUAUGACGAAAAGAAGUCCAGCAGCUAUUACGAUCCCGGGCGGGAGUAUGAAUUCAAAUACGUCGAUGAAAACAAAGAAUCCUGCUACUUGGAAGGAUCAGCUGCCUUCGACCAAGUCGAGUUAUUGCCAUAUCUCAGGCGUACAGUGGAAUUCGGCAUGGUUAAAAGUGCGACUUGCGGAAACGACGCAAUCAAGCGCUCUACGUCGUUUAAUGGAAAACUGAGAGCUGGGAAAGUUAGUUUCAGACAAUUCGUUACACAGACCGUCGGGAAGACAUUGGCUGAGGCGUUCAGAAACAGACAGCUUUGUUUGCACAUCUCUGUAUCGGAGGACAUGAAGUAAGUUGAAAAUCAAAAGUAUAUAGGUCAGCUGCGUCACAGGUCAAACUGAGGAGUUCGAUGACCGGAAUAGACCCUUGGCUAUCGGUUUUUUACGCUUCGUCGUUCGUUACUAACAGCUAAAAUUAGAAAAAGUGGACAUAUUGCAAUUCUUCGCCAAGUCUCCGCCAAGCGUCCGCUGACCAUCCAGCGGCUUUGCAAGGCCUCAUAUGCACUUCCUACACCCCUUUUUUGGCGUAUUCACGUGCCAUACGCCCCGUAUCGAUCGAUUUUGUGUGGACUCGAGCUGUCGUCGAUCCUAAAAGUCGUGACGCGGAAAAUCGCAUCCCCGCCGAGAAAAAUGAAUUGCGUCGCGGCAAAAUCAAAUUGCUUUUCACUUCAGCGAAUUUAGAACAAUUUUUUCUAUGAUCUACGCGAGAACCCUAGCCAGCGCUUUGCAGAAACAACCGAGAUUUUUAGAUCGAAAGUCGGCGAAAAAUUGAAGCUCUUUUCCGAAUCCGCUCUCCGCGUUUUCCGCACUCUCUCAGCCGCAAAAUUUGUCGUUGAAUAUCUCGGCUGCAAAGCGCGAGCUAAAACUGCCAGGAAUUGAUGUCGAGUCUACGCCCGACGUGUGUGCAAAAUUUAAAGAAAAUCCGAGCGUCGCAUUUGGGGCACUUCCCUUGCAAACCUAAUCGUCGCGUUUUCAGAAUAAAACAAACCGUAGUUGCGGUCGGUGCGGCAUACAACAAAGCCCGCCACAUCAACGAGGCCUUCAAUCACAAGGAAUAUAUGUGGGCGCUUCCCACCACCUACUUCAAAGUCGGCCGACAUCGCUACGAGCCCGGCUACAACAGACUGGCCGUUUUCAUGUCCGCCUACGACAAAAUUAAGCUUCCCUGGCCGUACUUCGACCAAAUCGUAGAAGAGUCUGAGGCCAAGUACGACAAUGCCUCGGGAAAGUAUCUUGUGGAUUGUGGGCGAGAGCUACACCUGGAGCUGGGAAUAGAAAAGGGGGAAUUUAAAAUUCCCUUCCAUGCAUUAUUACGGCGGCGAAAUCCGCAGGAUUCCCAAUGCGAACUGCUUUUGGAACAUUGGCCAGAGAGAUACAUCGAAGAUGUUCAUUUGGGGAUUCCGUUCUUUGUGAAUAACGGCGUUUGCUUCUACUACCUCAAUGGAGCGGCAUCAAUCAGCUUCUACAAUGCAACGUACGAUGAGAACAGUCCAAUCUUCCCGAAUACGUUUGGAACUUAUAUGAGUGUCGUUAAUGAAUAA